CCACUCCCCUCCGAAUCCGGAGAUGAUGAAGGGACGCUGAACUAUCCCAGCGACGCCGCUUUGGACACUCCCCGUGGCCGGAGGACGCCGAGCUCUCGAGUCCAUCCGGAGCGCCAUUCAAAAGUGCCGAGAGCCACGUUCAAGCUCCCAGACAAGCUCCAAGAACCGAGUUUCCACUUCCAGGCAACCCGGGGCCGCUCCGGAUUUGGACCGCAAUCAUCUCCGCGGUACUACUUUUCUACAGAAAAUUGGAUAUUGGAAGGGAGGAAGCGACUUUUGGAGAGUUAACCGGGAGAAAACAGCAGACAAAAUGGAGGUGAAAACGUCCCUUCUGGACAACAUGAUUGGGGUGGGGGACAUGGUCCUCCUGGAACCCUUGUCGGAAGACUCCUUCCUUGAGAAUCUGAAAAAGCGCUUUGACCACAAUGAGAUCUACACUUACAUUGGCAGUGUGGUGAUCUCCAUGAACCCCUACAGGUCACUGCCCAUCUACAGCCCAGAGAAAGUGGAAGAGUAUCGCAACAGAAACUUCUACGAACUUAGCCCACACAUUUACGCUUUGGCAGAUGAGGCCUACAGGUCACUCCGAGACCAGGACAAGGACCAAUGUAUUCUCAUUACAGGCGAGAGCGGGUCGGGGAAAACCGAGGCCAGUAAGCUGGUGAUGUCAUACGUGGCAGCGGUGUGUGGGAAGGGCCAGGAGGUGAAUAAGGUCAAGGAACAGCUCCUGCAGUCCAAUCCCGUGUUGGAAGCUUUCGGAAAUGCCAAGACAGUGAGGAACGACAACUCAUCUCGAUUCGGGAAGUACAUGGACAUUGAGUUUGACUUUAAAGGAGAUCCUCUCGGUGGAGUCAUCAGCAACUAUCUACUGGAGAAGUCCCGCGUGGUGAAACAACCUCGAGGAGAGAGGAACUUCCACAUCUUUUAUCAGCUCUUGUCCGGAGCCUCUGAUGACACACUCAAGAAACUGAAACUGGACCGGGACUUCAGCAAGUACAACUACUUAAGCCUGGAUUCCGCCGUGGUGAACGGGCUGGAUGACGCCACCUCGUUCAGGACGGUCAAAAACGCCAUGCAGAUCGUGGGCUUCAUGGAGGACGAGAUCCAGUCGGUGCUGGAGUUGGUAGCGGCCGUCCUGAAGCUCGGCAACAUCGAGUUCAAGCCCGAGUCGCGGUGCAACGACACGGACGAGAGCCGCGUCAGAGAUAAAAACGAUUUGAAAGAGAUGUGCGAGCUGCUGGGGAUCGAGCAGACGGUGCUGGAACGAGCCUUCAGCUACCGCACGGUGGAGGCCAAAUUGGAGAAGGUGUCGACCACCUUGAACGUGGCCCAGGCCUACUAUGCCCGAGAUGCCCUUGCCAAAAAUCUCUACAGCCGUUUGUUUAGCUGGCUUGUGACGCGGAUCAAUGAAAGCAUAAAAGCACAAACUAAAAGCCGCCACAAGGUCAUGGGGGUGCUGGACAUCUACGGCUUCGAGAUAUUCGAGGACAACAGCUUCGAGCAGUUCAUUAUCAACUAUUGCAACGAGAAACUGCAGCAGAUCUUCAUCGAGCUGACCCUGCGCGAGGAGCAGGAGGAGUACAUCCGAGAGGGCAUCGAGUGGACCAACAUUGAAUAUUUCAACAAUGCCGUUAUCUGUGACCUCAUUGAGAACAACCAAAACGGCAUCAUGGCCAUGUUGGACGAGGAGUGCCUGCGUCCGGGGACGGUGACGGACGAGACCUUCCUGGACAAGCUGAACACGGUGUGCGCUGAGCACCAACACUUUGAGAGCCGCUUGAGCAAGAAUUCAAAGUUCCUCAACGACCACAGCUUGCCGCACAGUUGCUUCCGCAUCCAGCACUACGCCGGCAAGGUGCUGUACUGCGUGGAAGGCUUCGUGGACAAGAACAACGACCUCCUGUAUCGAGACUUGUCCCAAGCCAUGUUCAAGGCCACCCACAGCUUGAUUAAGGAGCUUUUCCCCGAGGGCAACCCGAGCAAAGUCAACCUGAAGAGACCGCCCACUGCCGGCUCCCAGUUUAAAUCAUCGGUGGGCACGCUCAUGAAGAACCUCCAGACCAAGAACCCCAACUACAUCCGGUGCAUCAAGCCCAACGACAAGAAGGCGGCGCACAUUUUCACCGCGUCGCUGGUUUGCCAUCAAGUGCGCUACUUGGGCCUGAUGGAGAACGUCCGCGUGAGAAGAGCCGGCUACGCCUUCCGCCAGCCGUACGGGCCCUGCCUGGAGCGCUACAAAAUGCUCUGCAAGCGGACCUGGCCGCAUUGGAGAGGUCCCGCCAGGGAGGGAGUGGAAGUCCUCAUGGCAGAUCUUCAAGUACCCACUGAAGAAUUCUCCUACGGCCGCUCGAAAAUCUUCAUCAGGAAUCCACGGACGUUGUUCUUUUUAGAGGAAAGGCGGCGGCAGUGCCUGCAGGACCUGGCCACGCUCAUUCAGAAAAUCUACCGCGGCUGGAAGUGCCGGACUCAUUUCUUGUUGCUGAAAAAGAGUCAGGUUGUGGUCGCGGCAUGGUACCGGCGCUACGCGCAACAAAAGAAAUACCAGCGGAUCAAGAGCGCCACCACCGUGGUGCAGUCGUACGCUCGCGGAUGGCAGGCUCGCAAGCUGUUGAGGGAGCUGAAGCAUCAGAAGAGGUGCGAGGAGGCGGUGACCACCAUUGCGGCUUACUGGCACGGCACUCAGGCUCGAACGGAGCUGCGACGCCUCAAACAAGAAGUGCGGAAUAAACACGCCGUGACAGUAAUUUGGGCAUACUGGCAGGGAACGCAGGCUCGGAAGGAGUUGCGGCGGCUGAAGGAAGAGGCCAGGAACAAACGCGCCGCGUCGGUCAUUUGGGCCGGCUGGCAGGGCACCAAGGCUCGCAGGGAGCUGAGGAAGCUGAAGGAAGAGGCCAGGCGUAAGCACGCCGUCGCCGUCAUUUGGGCCUGCUGGCAGGGACUCAAGGUCCGUAGGGAAUACCGGAAAUUCUUCAGGGCAAACGCGGGGAAAAAGAUCUACAACUUCACCAUUCAGAGAAUCAUGCAGAAAUAUUUCCUGGGCGUGAAGAGCGGCUUGCCUUCCAUGUCCCCCGUCGACAAGAACUGGCCCGCGCGGCCUUACCGCUUCCUGGAUGCGGCCCACGCGCAACUGCGCUCCAUCUUCCACCUUUGGCGGUGCAAGAAAUACCGAAGCCAGUUCAGCGAGGAGAGGAAGGCCGUGUACCAAGAGAAGCUGGAGGCCAGCGAGCUGUUCAAGGAUAAAAAGUCUCUCUACCCGAGCAGCGUGAGCCAGCCCUUCAAGGGGGACUACUUGGAGAUCAGCAAGAACCCCAAAUAUCAGAAGCUCAAUAGUUGCGUUGAGGAAAAGGUUCUGCUGGCCGACGUGGUCAACAAGAUUAACAGGGCCAACGGCAAAGGUGCAAGUCGCAUCCUCCUGCUGACAAAGAAGAACGUGGUGCUGGCCGACCAGAAGACGGGCCAAGUGAAGGCCAGCGUGGCUCUGCCCGACCUCAUCAGCGUUUCCGUCAGCACGCAGAACGACGGAUUCUUUGCGCUCAAACUCAAAGAGGGCUCGGCCUCGGCCGUCAAAGGCGACUUUCUACUCAGCAGCGAGCACUUGAUCGAGACCAUCACCAAACUGCACCACAUCGGCUCCACCGCCUCCGACGACGGCGGCGAGCAGCUCGACAUCAACAUCUCGGACGAGUUUCUGGUUCAGUUCAAGCAGGACAAAGUAUGCGUGAAGUUCAUCCAGGCGGCCCCCAAGAACGGCAACAGCGCUUCUUGUAAGCGGAAGAACAACCGUCUGCUGGAGGUGUCGGUGCCCGCCGCCACCGCAUAGCCCCGAAAUGGCGAGCACCAUCGCCGAUGACGCCGCACUUAUUUGGCCUUUUUUUUUUUUCUUUCUUCCUUAUCAUGAAAUGUACCUGAGCUGAAACACCUGCACCAUUUUGGGCAGCAAAGAAACCCCGUGAUCAGGUUGCGUGAAAAAUUUGCAUCGGGAAAAGAAUUUGUCACGAGCGGCGGCGGCGCUCGCUCUGGCCGAUAACGAGGUUCCGAGCCCCGACUGGCCUCAACUCGUCCGCCUUUUAAGACGCUUUAAAGACGUCAUGAGGGUUCUGGAGCUGUCGGGUCCGCAACUCGAAGUACUGCACUUGCUUUUGUACUUUGGUAGAACCAAAAAAAACACCAAGAGAAUUGUAUUUUCUGGUUAGUUCCUAAAAAAAAAAGCACAGUGAAUUCUGAGAUGAUUGUUAAAAAAAAGAAAAAAGUGUCCGGUGUGCCGUUGACUUGUUGCUUAGAAAUGCAAAUUCGAAUAAUCAUUGCCAAAAAAAAAAGUUUGCAGAUGUGCAGCGUAUCAACUUUUGGACACUGCACA
Messenger RNA from Syngnathus typhle (broad-nosed pipefish), 4357 nucleotides. RefSeq names its product myosin IB (gene myo1b). Gene Ontology annotation, cellular component: brush border; myosin complex; actin cytoskeleton. Gene Ontology annotation, molecular function: actin filament binding; ATP binding; microfilament motor activity. The record is from RefSeq and is a predicted model, not a curated record. The coding region runs from base 311 to 3820 and encodes 1169 amino acids. The transcript is spliced from 32 exons. Lineage: Eukaryota; Metazoa; Chordata; Actinopteri; Syngnathiformes; Syngnathidae. Gene Ontology annotation, biological process: actin filament organization; vesicle transport along actin filament.